UAUUGCCAACCAAUUAUUAUUUUGCUAUGGAAAAUGUAUUUACUUCUCAAAUGUGGUAUGUGGCCAUAUGUUUUCAAGUCAUGUAGGACUAAUCAAUGAAAGGGAUACCACGGCGCCUCCCACUCGGUGCAUUAAAACGCCUAUUUCUUGCAUCUCAAAGACAGCGUUUAACGUUACUAACGUUAGUUUACUUGCCUACUAUAUUCUGUUUGUGCUUCGGAUUGCCAAAUGUGUUAACUACAUUGCUGGGAGGAACCCAGAGUCAACAUAUCCACCCUUUAAAGGACAUGGAGAAAGGGUAACAUCAUGUGCAGUACCGAGAUGAGAGGGCGAAGGAGCAUGUGAAGAUGUCCCUAAAGACUGCUAAAAGAUGGUGCUUUAGACUGUUCGCUGUUGUACUGUUCUUAGUCUCCUACUACUGCUCCCACGUUUUCAUUCAGAGUUAUGGAGGCACCAGCAAGUCUCCUUUGACUCCUAGCAAGUCACUGUGUGGUGGCUGGCUAAUGCAGAAGAAGUGGGAGAGCCUCAAUUUUAACAUUAGCAGACAAACAGAGCUCUUCUUCAAACUGGAUGAUUUCUUCUGGCGACAACAUCAGUCCACAUUAGCGUUGCCCUACGGUAUUAAAGGAAGUGAGUUACUGCUGCUGAGAGUGUUAGCCAUUAUUGCCAAUUACAAAAUGCCGGCCAGCAUUGAUCGUCUAGACUGCAGAACAUGUGCAGUCAUAGGAAAUGGGUUUGCCAUUAAAAACAGCUCCUUGGGGGGCGUCAUCAACGAGUAUGAUGUGGUGAUUCGGCUGAAUGAUGCCCCUGUCAGAGGUUAUGAGGAUGACGUGGGGAACAAGACCACUAUGCGUCUCUUCUACCCUGAGUCGGCCUCCUACAACCCCAGCAUGCACAACGACCCCGACACCCUUAUGGUCCUAGUGCCUUUCAAACAGCAGGACCUCCGCUGGCUCAAAGAGAUCCUGUACGACGAGAAGAGGGUGAGGAAAGGUUUCUGGAAGCCCCCUCCACAGAUCUGGCUGGGCAGGACCAGUCGCAUCCGGGUGCUGGACCCUCACUUCCUGCAUAGGACGGCCAGCAGUCUGCUACAAAUCCCACUUCAACCAAAGAGCAAACAGCGAGCCCCUGUGUCAGAGACUGAGGCUGUGCACUCUUUGGACUGCUGAAAUGCAAACACAACUGGCUGGUGUCUGUGCCGAGGGAACAGUGGGAAAGUCCUGCAGGCGAUCAGCGGGGCAGCCCGAGCAUAGCACUCCUCCAUCUGCGUGGCCCUACAGGCAAGAUGAGCUCAACCUUGGCUGGCUGUCUCCUGGCUGGCUGGGUGUCUGGCUGGAGGGCGUAGGCUGUUUACUCUGAGCGAGAACAGGAACAGGAACCAUGCCGAGCACUCGAUCCUGGCCCCUUUGCCCUCAUUCCCCUCUCCCCUGUCACUUUCCUGGGUCACGGGCCCGACCGCAGCCCCACAUCCCCAAUGCCAAACUCUCACCCCCUCCCUGUGGCUGCCAUGUUGGCAGUCAUCCACAUGCCCUGUGAGAAGGCAGCAGCAGCAGGCAGUCCCCCUGGUUACAAUACAGAGGCUGACUGAGCUGAGGAGAGCUAGAGGGCUAACUAAUGCCCCUGUCGGUCAGACAGCCCCCACCGCCACCCCCUUCCAAAACAAAGGUCCGACUCCCACCAAUCUGGUCUGUUUGGCGAACAGCAGUGACAAUAUUCACCUCACCAAGGCUCCAUGGGCCAAUGUCCAAACUAUGCGAGGCACUACAGAAGUUGGAGCGCUCGGUGACCGACCACAUGAGACUAAUGCACACAGAAUGUCAGAUUUAGCAGAGCCAGGCUCAGGAAGAAAAGGCACUUAUGCUAAGUGCAUUAGGAACCAGGUUUGGAGGAAUGUCCCGUACAGUGUGAUGAAGAGAGGAGAAGCACAGGUUUGAGAACUUGGUUUCUCCAGUUUCUCUCUCCUUAGGGCACAAGUAAUGGCUGUCCAGGUCAGACAGCAUGCUUGUAAAGCCCUGCAGGAUUCACUGAAUGACUCACUCACUGACUCACUGACUGACUGACUGACUCACUCACUCACUCACUCACUCACUCACUCACUCACUCACUCACUCACUCACUCACUCACUCACUCACUCACUCACUCACUCACUCACUCACAUUUACCUUGGAAAGGCUCCUGCACUCAGUAUUGGCCAUUUUGAAGGUUUUAUGUAUUGUUGUUUUAUUUGUAUUUUAUUUGGCUGAUUUAUACUGCAGACCCACAGCACCUCAGUAGGGUUUUAUUGGAAGGAAUUGAGAAAGCAGUAGGCGGGAAUAAUGUGCCUGAACAAGAAGCUUCCUUGGAAAUGGUGGGUAGAUGAGUAAACUAAGGUUAAUGAUUACAUGGAACAGGUAAGGGAGAGGCGGGUAAGUUGAGCCAAAGGGAUAAGUUAAGUCACCCCAUCAUUUCAGUCUGUGAAGGAAGAAACCACAUGGAAAAAGUGGUAAACAACUUAGGGCCAAAAAACUGAUUUUCACCAAGUCAAAUGAAUUUAUUGUGUUAGAGGUUUCACGAUGCUUGUAUCUAAAAUACUUUUAAGAUUGUUCUUAAAGGCAUUAUCUCUGGAAUCAAAUCAAAUGCUAUUUGUCAAAUGCGCCGAAUACAACAUACCUUAUAGUGAAAUGCUUACUUACAAGCCCUUAACAACAAUGCAGUUUGAAGAAAAAUGCCUAAAGAAAGUAUACAUAAAAUAACAAAUAAUUUAGAGAGCAGCAGUAAAAUAACAAUAGCGAGGCUAUAUACAGGGGGUACCGGUACAGAGUCAAUAUGCGGGGGCACAGGAUAGUUGAGGUAAUUGAGGUAAUAUGUACAUGUAGGUAGAGUUAUUAAAGUGACUAUGCAUGGAUAAUAACAGAGAGUAGCAGCUGCGUAAAAGAGGGGGGGGGCAAUGCAAAUAUUAAUUUGAUUAGAUGUUCAGGAGUCUUAUAGCUUGGGGGUAGAAGCUGUUUAGAAGCCUCUUGAGCCUAGACUUGGCGCUCCGGUACAGCUUGCCUUGUGGUAGCAAAGAGAACAGUCUAUGACUAGGGUGGCUAGAGUCUUUGGCAAUUUUUAGGUCCUUCCUCUGACACCGCCUAGUAUAGAGAUCCUGGAUGGCAGGAAGCUUGGCCCCAGUGAUGUACUGGGCUGUUCGCACUACCCAUUGUAGUGCCUUGCGGUCAGAGGCCGAGCAGUUGCCAUACCAAGCAGUGAUGCAACCAGUCAGGAUGCUCUCGAUGGUGCAGCUCUAGAACUGUUUGAGGAUCUGAGGACCCAUGCCAAAUCUUUUCUGUCUCCUAAGGGGGAAUAGGUUUUGUCGUGCCCUCUUCAUGACUGUCUUGGUGUGCUUGGACCAUGUUAGUUUGCUGGUGAUGUGGAUGCCAAAGGAACAAAGCUCUCAACCUGCUCCCCUGCAGCCCUGUCGAUGAGAAGGGGACGUGCUCGGUCCUCCAUUUCCUGUAUUCCACACUCCUCUCCUUUGUCUGGUUCACGUUGAGGGAGAGGUUGUUGUCUUUGCACCACACGGUCAGGUCUCUGACCUCCUUCGCUUAGUGAUUAGCUUUGAGGGCACUAUGGUGUUGAACGCUGAGCUGUAGUCAAUGACAAUGCAGUAAUAACCAACGAAUAAUCUAGCUAACAAUUCCAAAACUACUACCUUAUACACAUAAGUGUAAGGGGAUAAAGAAUAUGUACAUAAAGAUAUAUGAAUGAGUGAUGGUACAGAGCGGCAUAGGCAAGAUGCAGUCGAUGGUAUUGAGUACAGUAUAUACAUAUGAGAUGAGUAUGUAAACAAAGUGGCAUAGUUUAAAGUGGCUAGUGAUACAUGUAUUACAUAAAGAUGCAGUAGAUGAUAUAGAGUACAGUAUAUACAUAUGAGAUAAAUAAUAUAGGGUAUGUAAACAUUAUAUUAAGUGGCAUUGUUUAAAGUGGCUAGUGAUAUAUUUUACAUCAAUCCCAUCAAUUCCCAUUAUUAAAGUGGCUGGAGUUGAGUCAGUGUGUUGGCAGCAGCCACUCAAUGUUAGUGGUGGCUGUUUAACAGUCUGAUAGCCUUGAGAUAGAAGCUGUUUUUCAGUCUCUCGGUCCCAGCUUUGAUGCACCUGUACUGACCUUGCCUUCUGGACGAUAGCGGGGUGAACAGGCAGUGGCUCGGGUGGUUGUUGUCCUUGAUGAUCUUUAUGGCCUUCCUGUGACAUCGGGUGGUGUAGGUGUCCUGGAGGGCAGGUAGUUUGCCCCCGGUGAUGCGUUGUGCAGACCUCACUACCCUCUGGAGAGCCUUACGGUCGUGGGCGGAGCAGUUGCCGUACCAGGCGGUGAUACAGCCCAACAGGAUGCUCUCGAUUGUGCAUCUGUAGAAGUUUGUGAGUGCUUUUGGUGACAAGCCAAAUUUCUUCAGCCUCCUGAGGUUGAAGAGGUGCUGCUGCACCUUCUUCACGAUGCUUUCUGUGUGGGUGGAACAAUUCAGUUUGUCUGUGAUGUGUACGCCGAGGAACUUAAAACUUACUACCCUCUCCACUACUGUUCCAUCGAUGUGGAUAGGGGGGUGUUUCCUCUGCUGAUUCCUGAAGUCCACAAUCAUCGCCUUAGUUUUGUUGACGUUGAGUGUGAGGUUAUUUUCCUGACACCACACUCCGAGGGCCCUCACCUCCUCCCUGUAGGCCGUCUCGUCGUUGUUGGUAAUCAAGCCUACCACUGUUGUGUCGUCCGCAAACUUGAUGAUUGAGUUGGAGGCGUGCGUGGCCACGCAGUCGUGGGUGAACAGGGAGUACAGGAGAGGGCUCAGAACGCACCCUUUGUGGGGCCCCAGUGUUGAGGAUCAGCGGGGUGGAGAUGUUGUUACCUACCCUCACCACCUGGCGGCGGCCCGUCAGGAAGUCCAGUACCCAGUUGCACAGGGCGGGGUCGAGACCCUCGAGCUUGAUGACGAGUUUGGAGGGUACUAUGGUGUUAAAUGCUGAGCUGUAGUCGAUGAACAGCAUUCUCACAUAGGUAUUCCUCUUGUCCAGAUGGGUUAGGGUAGUGUGCAGUGUGGUUGAGAUUGCAUCGUCUGUGGACCUAUUUGGGCGGUAAGCAAAUUGGAGUGGGUCUGUAAUGUUUACAUGAAUUCUGAUUAUUUCCAGGGAUACACAACAUUCUGAAAUAUAUGUAGAUAUCUUUGUGGGAAGGUAUACUAUAUUUCCCUUGAUGGGAGUGAUGCUGAAUGUAAAAAAAGGCUCAAUCUAACCUACUCUUUGGAAAAGGGGAUUUUAAUCCCCCUCACAGCUCUCAUGUAGAAACAAUUUCCCUCUGCUGCCUCUGUGAACAUUGGUAAUCAUUAUUUACACAUAGCAGUUUUAUUUAACCUUUAUUUAACUAGGCAAGUCAGUUAAGAACAAAUUCUUAUUUACAAUGACGGCCUACCAGAAGGCAAAGGCCUCCUGUGGGGGCGGGGGCUGGGAUUAAAAAUACAAAAUUAAAAUAAAUAUAUUCGACAAAACACACAUCACGACAAGAGAGACACCACAACACUACAUAAAGAGAUACCUAAAGACAACAACAUAGCAAGGCAGCAACGCAUGAAAACACAGUAUGGUAGCAACACUUGACAACAACAUGGUUGCAACACAACAUGGCAGAAGAACAACCAUGGUAGCAGCACGAACAUGGUACAAACAUUAUUGGGCACAGACAACAGCACAAAGGGCAAGAGGGUAGAGGCAACAAUACAUCAUGCGAAGCAGCCACAACUGUCAGCAAGAGUUUCCAUGACUGAGUCUUUGCAUGAAGAGAUGGAGAUAAAACGUCCAGUUUGAGUGUUUUUUUGCAGCUCGUUCCAGUCGCUAGCUGCAGCGAACUGAAAAGAGGAGCUACCUAGGGAUGUGUGUCCAUGAACGGAAUCAAACCAGGGACACCCCUCACAUUGUACUGGAGACAAAAAGUCAAAAAUCCUAGUACCAUCUCGCUUUGUCUAAGUACACAUUAAGAAAAGGGUACACUGCUCUGUAAUUUACUUGUCAUGCCAACUAAUGUACUAGAAAUGCAGGACUAUGGGAGUUUUUACUGGUCUCGGAUGCCCCCUACUGUUUCAAACAUAAUACUACAUGUAUAUUACUUAAGCAAAAAGCCACGAGGGGGUGUGGUAUAUGGCUAAUAUACCAUGGUUAAGGACUGUUCUUAGGCGUGACAGCAUCGCAAAGUUGGCCAAAUACCACAAACUCCCGAGGUGCCUUAUUGCUAUUAUAAACUGGUUACCUACUUAAUUAGAGGAGUAAAAUGAAAUGUUUUGUCAUACACGUGGUAUAUGGUCUGAUAUACCACGGCUGUCAGCCAAUCAGCAUUCAGGGCUGGAACCACACAGUUUAUAAUAUACUGUAGGUCUCAUUGGUUUUGGUUCUCACUC
Oncorhynchus keta (chum salmon) is the source of this 6392-nucleotide messenger RNA. RefSeq names its product CMP-N-acetylneuraminate-beta-galactosamide-alpha-2,3-sialyltransferase 4-like. Gene Ontology annotation, molecular function: sialyltransferase activity. The record is from RefSeq and is a predicted model, not a curated record. The transcript has 11 exons. Gene Ontology annotation, biological process: glycolipid biosynthetic process. The coding region runs from base 348 to 1169 and encodes 273 amino acids. Lineage: Eukaryota; Metazoa; Chordata; Actinopteri; Salmoniformes; Salmonidae.